GGGACUUCCUGUACCAGGCCGACCCUCUAUCUCCGGAAGAUCUGAACUCUGGAUAAGACCGGCUGCGGAGCGAGCGGGGCGGCCCCCAUCCCAAGAAGAUGGCUGAUCCUUGGCAGGAGUGCAUGGAUUAUGCAGUCACCCUAGCAAGACAAGCUGGAGAGGUGAUUUGUGAAGCUCUAAAACAUGAAAUGAAUGUUAUGAUUAAAAGUUCUCCAGCUGAUUUGGUAACUGCUACUGACCAAAAAGUUGAAAAAAUGCUCAUCUCUUCCAUAAAGGAAAAGUAUCCAUCUCACAGCUUCAUUGGUGAGGAGUCUGUAGCAGCUGGGGAAAAAAGUGUCUUAACCGACAAUCCCACAUGGAUCAUUGACCCUAUUGACGGAACAACUAACUUUGUACAUAGAUUUCCUUUUGUAGCUGUUUCGAUUGGCUUUGUUGUAAAUAAAAAGAUGGAAUUUGGAGUUGUGUACAGUUGUGUGGAAGAUAAGAUGUAUACUGGCAGGAAAGGAAAAGGUGCCUUUUGUAAUGGCCAGAAACUACAGGUUUCACAACAAGAAGAUAUUACCAAAUCACUGUUGGUGACAGAGUUGGGCUCCUCCAGAACUCCAGAGACUAUAAGAAUCGUUCUUUCUAAUAUGGAAAAGCUUUUUUCCAUUCCUAUUCAUGGAAUCCGGAGUGUUGGAACGGCAGCUGUUAAUAUGUGCCUGGUGGCAACUGGAGGGGCAGAUGCUUAUUAUGAGAUGGGAAUUCACUGCUGGGAUAUGGCAGGAGCUGGCAUCAUCGUCACUGAAGCCGGGGGAGUGCUAAUGGAUGUAACAGGUGGACCAUUUGAUUUGAUGUCACGAAGAAUAAUCGCUGCAAAUAGUAGAGCGUUAGCUGAAAGGAUAGCCAAAGAAAUUCAGAUAGUACCUUUGCAAAGAGAUGACGAAGACUAAUGACAUCAGCCUCCUACUCAGUCACAGUUGCUUGUCCCCAGGUUUGCUGAUGUGCUUGUGUGUAUCUAUGGCAGUUGUGUGGUAUUGGGGUGGGGCUGUAGCUCAGUGCAGAGAGCUUUCCCACGUGCACAAGGCCCUGGGUCCCAACCCAGUACUCUAAACAAGAAAAGGGAAAGUAAGGUGUAUGAUAUGAUUGAUUUAAAUUGUCUUUGGUGUCUUCAUUUAUAAACGGGAACUUUUUCUGUGGACUAACUGCAAAAACACAUGUAAUGUUUACUUUAAAUUUUUUUGCAUAUGAGUAUACUUCAGGAAAAAUAUGCAGGAAUUAUAGUUCAUGACCUGUACAUUGAAAUAGCCAACUAGCAUUUUGUGUUUCUAAGUAUACAUGAUCCUCUGAACUUUUGAGUUACUAUUUAUAUGCAUAAACAGUUAAUUAGAAAGUUAUCUUUUUGGAAAAAUAUUUUCCUUUUCUCCAAAAGCCAUAUUUAAGUUUGUAAGGAUAUAAUCUAAGUAUUUCUUAGACUAAAGGUUUCUUUCUUUCUUAGCAGAAAAACUUAUUUGUUUUAUUUAUCAUUGUACACCUAGCUCAGUACCUGUCAAAUAGUAGUCUAUCCAAAAGUAUUUUUAAGAAUGAAAUUUUUUUGUUUGUUGAAGGGUAGUGGGUUUUGAACUCAGGGCCUCAUGCUUGAUAGGCAGACC
Molecule: messenger RNA, 1631 nt
Organism: Castor canadensis (American beaver)
Lineage: Eukaryota; Metazoa; Chordata; Mammalia; Rodentia; Castoridae
Gene: Impa1
Product: inositol monophosphatase 1
Biological process (GO): signal transduction; phosphatidylinositol phosphate biosynthetic process; inositol metabolic process
Molecular function (GO): inositol monophosphate 1-phosphatase activity
Source: RefSeq, a predicted model, not a curated record